AUGCUUCUAUUGGACCAGAAAUGGGAUGGCUUUGAAAUGAAGAAUGUGUCCUUGGAGUUGCAUAAAGCAGCAAUAUAUCGUCGGAAAGGCGGAUACAAAAACUUGAUCGAGAGCGAUGAGAAGGAUGAUAAAGUCUUUGUAGCAUUUAAGAUAGACUCCAUUCCUGAGAGGCGGCCAUUCCUGUUAUCUAGGGACUUUGCCUUUGUACGGCCUUCCGGCAGGAACAUUGAGCCAUUUCAGGGUAUUAUCUACCGUGUGGUGAAGAGUAAUCUUGUGUUGGUUGAAUUUGAAGAAGAUUUUUACUUGGAGUAUGAUCGGGCCUGCAAAUAUGAUGUUAAAUUCUCGUUCAACAGAGUCUGUUUAAAGCGGGCACACCAAGCAAUUGCAGUGGCAUCAGACCAUCUGUUGAGGUACUUCCUCUUCCCUGAAAGGGUACCUCAAAUCAGACUUGCUCCGACACGACUUUCUAUCAGUCACGAACUUGAUAGGGAGCAAGUCUCUGCUGUUCGUCAGAUUUUAAGCCUCAAGUGUCCACCACCUUAUCUUGUGGAAGGACCAGUUUCAGUAACUAAAAUGGGUGAUAAUAGAAAAAGACUCUCAAGAAGUGGAGUGGUUGUUCAAGAAGCAGUACUCCAAGUUUACCGGACCUCUCCUUCAUGUCGGAUUCUCGUAUGUGCUCCCUUAAAUAACACAUGUGAUGUGUUCACGAGAAGCCUGAAGACACAGAUUCCAGAAUCUGAUAUGUUUCGAGCCAAUGCUGCGUUCCGAGAGUUGGAUGGCGUACCUUUUGACAUCCUCCCCUCUUGCCUUUAUGAGGGGGAGUGCUUUUCUUGUCCUCCACGUGUGGAAAUCAGUAAAUAUAAGGUGAUAUUAUCCACUUUCAUGAGCAGCUUUCGACUGCAUGGUGUAGGGAUCGUAGCUGGGCAUUUUAGCCAUAUCUUUCUGGUAGAUGCUUCGUCUGCUACUGAACCUGAGACUCUGGUAACUCUGGCUAACCUGGCCAAUGAGAAUACAGUUGUUGUGGUUACUGGUGCGCCGAGGGAUCAUUCAGGUUGGGUUCGUUCCCCCAUUGCGAGGUACAAUGGACUGUCAUGUUCAUACUUUGAGAGACUCCGCGAGAGCGAGCUGUACAACGGUCUUGAUCCAAAGUUUAUGACACAACUGCAAGAGAGGGGAACCACAUAGCUCUUUCUCAUUUCUUUGAAACACAAGCUCUACUCUUUCCUGGAUGAAGAUUGCGUCUGUAUACAAGCCCCAAUAAUAACAUAGGUCCUUUCGUUUACUACAGUCUUCCAGAAAUAGCUUCCACUAUUGUGUAUUUCUUAUUGCUUUAUGUUUUAUGUUUGUAGAUGUAAGCGAGUCUUGGGUGGUAAUGGAAUGUAAUAGGCAUAGGUAGACCAUCUGAAUAAUAUAAAAUUUUUAAUCUUUUAGGAUCUAAAUUAAAC
Ilex paraguariensis (yerba mate) is the source of this 1445-nucleotide messenger RNA. Lineage: Eukaryota; Viridiplantae; Streptophyta; Magnoliopsida; Aquifoliales; Aquifoliaceae. The record is from the annotation of a GenBank genome assembly.